ACAACAAAAAGGAAACAAAAACACAACAUCUAUACUGAACGAACGUGUUUGCGCGUGUAUCAUCUUGUCAUAGCGGCUAAAAAUGUGUUUUUAGUUGACUGUGAACAGGCAGCUGAACUUGACGUUUGCAUACGUCGCAUGCAAUUAUCUUCUCAAUUACGGAUAAAAACCAUUUAUUUAUUUCGUUCAUUUUGAUUCAAACGGAGAAUUUUUUGUUUUUGCAUUGCAAACGAUUCGAGAAAUUACGUACGUACGAACGAAGAAUAGCGGUAUAAUUGUUUACGCCACUUCUUUUUAACUGUUUUCUAAGGCAACCGAGUUGCGCGCGCGUUUCAUUUAACAUUAGUUAAACAAAAGUGUUUUCAAAUAAGAAUUUUCAACGGCAAAUAAAAUACUUUUUGUAAUUGAUGAAAAAAAAAAUGUGUGAAUAAAAACGAAAAUAUUUAUAAGUGAGAGAGAGUGUGCAAAAUGUUAAUUGCAAAAUAAUUAAAACGUUUUAAAGAAAAUUAUUGAUAAUUUUAUAAAUUAUCUCAGAAUUUUAAUGGAAGUAUAAAAUAAUAUCUAAAACUUGUAGAAAAUUGCAAAAGAAUUGUGCUGAAAAUUAAACGAAAAUAUAAAAAUAUAUAAUGAAAAAAACGACAAACGAAAUUUGAAAUAAAAGUGAAAUUUAAAACAGUGACGAUAAUAAAAAAUUUAACAAAAAGUAAAGAAAAAAAAUCAAAAUAAAAUCGAAGUCAAAUUAGGAAAUUCCAAAUAAUAUUAAUGUGAAUAAGAUAAAAAUCAAUUAAACUUUAAAUUAAUAUGACAAAUUAAAAGAAAAAUUCUGCUAAACAUAAACAAAUCAUAUAAAACAGUUCAAACUAACAUUCAAACUUUAAAAUCACCGUUAAGUGAUUUAACCAAUUAUAAAAGAAGAUAUCAUUACAGUCAUCAUGAUACCCAAAUUGAUAUGUCUAUUACUGACACUAUGGCUGGCAGCAGUAUGCCUACCUUUCGCCCAAGCCAUACCCAGCGAUGUUUACUUAAAAAUGUUUGCUGCUCAGGCUCCCUCAGAUCCCUGUUACGAUGAUGAUAAGGCUCGCAAAUGUAUACCCGAUUUUGUAAAUGCCGCCUAUGGAGCCCCCGUACUAGCUUCCAGUACUUGUGGCAUGGAUAAACCACAAAGAUAUUGUGAAACUGCCGCCUCUACUUUAACCGGCAGCAUGUCACAGGAGAUGACUUGUAAUAUAUGUGAUAAUAGUAAUCCCCAAAAGAGAUUUUCUUCACUGGCUUUAACCGAUUUAAAUAAUCCCAAUAAUGUCACCUGUUGGCGUUCAGAACCUAUUGCACCCGUCUCUAAUCCCAAUGCGCCACCAGAUAAUGUUACUUUAACACUCUCUUUGGGCAAGAAAUAUGAGUUAACCUAUGUUAGUUUGCAAUUUUGUCCCAAGGCUCCUAAGCCCGAUUCUAUAGCUAUAUAUAAAAGUUCAGAUUAUGGCAAAACCUGGCAACCAUUCCAGUUUUAUAGCUCUCAAUGCAGAAGGGUAUAUGGACGUGCUAAUCGAGCCACCAUUAAUAAACACAAUGAACAAGAGGCUAGAUGCACUGACUCUCAUCGUCAUACCAGUGAUAUUAUGGGUGGCCUGCAGGGUUCACGUAUAGCCUUUAGUACCCUGGAAGGUAGACCUUCAGCUAAGGAUUUAGAUGCCUCCCCAGUGUUACAAGAUUGGGUUACCGCCACCGAUAUUAAAGUCAUAUUCCAUCGCUUACAAAUGCCCGACUCUAAUGCUCUUAUAACUUUGGAUAAUCCUGGUGAGAAAUCAUCAGAUGCUAAAUCGGGCAAAUACAAUGAACCCAAUUCUUUAAUAAUUAACUCACUCGAUCAAACUAACUCUAUAAUAGGGGGUUCUUCUUCGGCUCUGGCUGCUUCAUCUGGUCUACACUAUGCUGUUUCGGAUUUUUCGGUGGGUGGACGCUGUAAAUGUAAUGGUCAUGGCUCUAAGUGCAUCACUGAUCAUCAUGGCUUAUUGACCUGUGAAUGUAAACACAAUACCGCCGGCCGCGAUUGUGAACGUUGUAAACCAUUUCAUUUUGAUCGUCCCUGGGGUCGUGCUACGGCACGUGAUGCCAAUGAAUGUAAAAUUUGCAACUGUAAUAAUCAUGCUCGUCAAUGUCGCUUCAAUAUGGAACUAUUUAAACUAUCCGGACGUGUAUCCGGUGGUGUUUGCCAAAAUUGUCGUCACUCAACAACGGGUCGUCAUUGUCACUAUUGUAAGGAGGGCUUUUAUCGUGACCCUACUAAACCUCUUAAUCAUCGUCGUGUCUGUAAACCCUGUGAAUGUCACCCCAUCGGUUCAACGGGUAAAACUUGCAAUCAUACAUCCGGUCAAUGUCCUUGUAAGGAUGGUGUUACCGGUUUAACAUGCAAUCGCUGUGCUCGUGGCUAUCAACAGAGUCGUUCUCAUAUUGCUCCCUGUAUAAAAAUUCCACCACGUAAUAGCAAUAUGCUGGAUACACAAAAUACUGCACCGGAACCUCAUCAUGACUCCGCAUCACCUUACCGUACGGAAGGUGGGAGGGAAUGCGAAAAAUGCAAAAUAAGCACAAAAAGACUAAACCUCAACAAGUUCUGCAAAAGAGAUUACGCAAUAAUGGCCAAAGUGAUUGGACGGGAACAGAGUACCGAGGUAACGAGCAGCGAACAAUAUACCAAAGAAAAUCAAAAUCAACAAAUGAACGACGCCGACAGCGCGGAAACGGACGAACAAAUGGCAACAGUGAAAUUCGAUAUACAGAUACAAGCAAUAUUCAAGCGAACACCCCUAGAAUACGCAACUACGAAUACAAUCCUAAGACGAGGUCCUAUGACCUGGAUCAUACCAGUGCAGAAUUUAGAGUGUAGAUGUCCCAAAAUUAAAAUGAAUAAAUCUUAUUUAAUUUUGGGUAAAGAUUCUGAAGCUCCACCCGGUUAUCUGGGUAUUGGUCCUCGUUCUAUUGUUAUUGAGUGGAAAGAUGAAUGGUAUCGGCGCAUGAAACGUUUUCAGCGCAGAGCGCGUACAUGCGAAUAAAUUAGUUUUUAUUUUUAUUUUUAAUAAUUUUAAUUUUAUUUUUCUCUUUAGUACUACUUACUAUAUCAUUUCAUUAUUAAGCAAUUAUAAGAAUAUUUAAUAUGUAACCUGUAAGCAGUAAAACUUUUUAAACAAAAAAAUAUGUAUUAAUAAGAAAAACAUAAAAAUCACAAAAAAUUAAGAAGUUUUAAAUGUGUAUAAACGAAAAAAAUUUAAGAAAUUUUUUAAUUUUUAGUUUUAACAAUUAACAGAUAAAAAUAGAUUUUAUGCAAAAACAAAACUUAACUUUAAAAAAAAUUAACAAAAAGUGAAUAUUUGGAAACUUAGUUAAGAUGAUGAUUUAACAACCGGCGGGUAUUUAUAACAGUAUGCAUAGCUCGAUAACUUUCAACAAUUUUUAACAAAAAUAAAGUUUACAAUGAGAAAUUUUUAAUUUUUUAUAUUAUUAUUUUAGAUUUUUCCACAUUUUUAAAACCGUGCCGUUAAUUUAAUUAUUAAAGAUUUGUUUAUAAUACCACUAGAAGUAGUCCCACUGUGCAUAGAAUAACUGCAGGGGUUUAAAUUUUAAUUUUAGCAAUAAUAGACAGAAUUAUAGCUUAUUUUUUGGUCAAUAUUUCAACAUAGGAAUUUUAAAAUUAACUUAAUUUAAAAAAAGCUUUCAAAGAAAAAAGCUUUAUUACCCUUAAUAGAAAUAUAGAUGAAAGCUUUUUUUGCUUCUCAGUUUAACCAAAACGUUAUUUUUUUAAUAUUAUGUAUUCUACUUCACUCAAAGAACUAAAAA
Lucilia cuprina (Australian sheep blowfly) is the source of this 3828-nucleotide messenger RNA. RefSeq names its product netrin-A (gene NetA). Lineage: Eukaryota; Metazoa; Arthropoda; Insecta; Diptera; Calliphoridae. The record is from RefSeq and is a predicted model, not a curated record. The coding region runs from base 933 to 3047 and encodes 704 amino acids. Gene Ontology annotation, molecular function: protein binding. The transcript is spliced from 8 exons.